Messenger RNA from Drosophila eugracilis, 2157 nucleotides. Its product is annotated as putative odorant receptor 69a. Gene Ontology annotation, biological process: detection of chemical stimulus involved in sensory perception of smell; sensory perception of smell. NCBI's taxonomy places the organism in Eukaryota, Metazoa, Arthropoda, Insecta, Diptera, Drosophilidae. The transcript is spliced from 4 exons. The record is from RefSeq and is a predicted model, not a curated record. The coding region runs from base 1 to 2157 and encodes 718 amino acids. Gene Ontology annotation, molecular function: olfactory receptor activity; odorant binding. Gene Ontology annotation, cellular component: plasma membrane.
AUGCAGUUGCACGACUAUAUGAAGUAUAUAGACAUGGCUUGCUGGAUGGCAUGCAUACCGCGAUACCAAUGGACAGGUCGGACCGCAGACAGAAAAUCAUAUAGUUUGGCGAAAAAGUCUCUCUUCAUAUUUGGAGUCAUUUGUUUGAUUUAUCAGAUUUUUGGACAAAUUACCUAUUUGUAUAAAAAUGGACGAAAGGAACAGGAUACGGAAACUUUUGUUGCAGUAAUAUCGGAAACGUUCGGUUCUUUAAUGCUAACCACUGUCGGAUUUGCUAAUAUAUAUGCCUUGAUGAAGAAUCGUCAUCAAAUCGAAAUAAUGUUCGAGGAGCUCCAUAAGAUAUAUCCGAGAAUCAGGGAUAAGCACUUUCGCUGCCAGCACUACUACGACAUGGCCAUUCUAAUCAUGAAAAUAGAGUUUAUGUUUUAUAUGGUCUUCUAUGUGUACUACAAUAGUGCCCCUCUUUUCGUGCUUUAUUGGGAAUACCUACAGGAAGAACAGGAUUUAAGUUUUAAGAUGCAAACUAACACUUGGUUUCCUUGGAAAGUCCAGGGCUCAACCAUCGGAUUUGGUAUGGCUUUACUUAGUAUAUCGUUGGCAUCCUUUGUGGGCGUUGGCUUUAGUAUAGCCACCCUGAAUAUUGUCUGCAUUUUUACUUUCCAACUGAAAUUGCACUAUGAUGGCAUGGCAAGUCAGUUAAUGGAUCUUGAUUCUCGUCAGUCUGGAGCCCAUGAGAAGUUGAGGAAUCUGAUAGCUUAUCACUUUCACAUUCUUAAAAUGGGGGACCAGUUCAAUCAGAUCUUAAACUUUAUAUUCGGGAGCAGUUUAGUUGGUUCGACUAUUGCCAUUUGUAUGACAAGCGUGGCUGUACUUCUGCUGGACGUGGGAUCUGCCUUUAAGUACAUAAUCGGACUGAUUGCCUUUGUCCUUUACCACUUCGUCAUCUGCUAUAUGGGAACUGAGGUCGCUUUCGCAAUGGAGUUAGAGGACUUUAUGUGGUAUCAGGACCUAGUGUGUCAGGUGUCCCAACUUCCAAGAUUCGAAUGGAGUGGGAGACGAUUCGCGAGUGUCGAACGGAACCUAGCAAAACGCAUAAUCUUUUUAUGUGAAGCAGUAAAUCUGUUAUAUCACAAUAUUGGAUGCAUUAUGUACGGCUAUUUCGUUGUUGAAAAUACACAUGAUCCGAUUGAGUAUUUAGCAGAAAUGGCUGCCGUGGGCAGCAUGCUUGGUUUUACCAUUUUGGGAACUCUCAACUUAUGGCAGAUACUGAAACUUAAGCCACAUGUUGAAGAACUAUUGAAAGAUUUUGAAGAGCUGUUUCAAUUUGCAAAACAGAAACCAUAUCGGACAAGGCACUAUCACGAGUCAUAUACGAGUUAUGUAAAAAUAUGGUUUAUUAUCUACACAUUUUCCGUUGUCUACUACAAUUUACAACCUUUUAUUCUCAUGAUUUGGGAACAUCUGAAGGACUCACCAGAAUUGAGCUAUCAGAUUCAGAGCGGCACCUGGUAUCCAUGGCGGAUUCAAGGAUCUAUUACUGGCUUUCUUGUAGCGAUAAUCUGUCAGGGUUUUUCGUGCCAAGUCAUCAUGUGCUCCAUUUUGCUUAGCCAGUUUCUAAUAAGCUUCUUUGGCAUCCAAUUGGAAAUCCAUUUUGAUGGUUUGGCCAGUCGACUUAAAGGCAUUGAUGCACGAUAUCCCAUCGCCAGGGAUCAGUUAACAUAUCUUAUAGUGUAUCACAGUAAAUUAUUUAAUCUGGCGGAUAGAGUUAAUCGAUUGUUCAACUUUACGUUUUUCGUAAGCUUCUCGCUAUCCAUAAUUUCCAUGUGUUUUUUGGCCAAUUGCAUGACCAUGUUUGAUUUGGUUUCGGGCUUUAAACAUUUGCUUGGACUUCUCAUAUUCUUGAUCUACAAUUUUUCUAUGUGCAGGAAUGGUACCCACUUGAUUUAUGCGAGCGACAAAGUUUUGCCAGCUGCCUUUUAUAACAAUUGGUACGAAGGAGAUCUUUCUUAUCGAAGGACGCUGCUUAUCCUAAUGAUGCGUGCCACGAAGACUUAUACUUGGAGAACCUACAAGCUGACACCGGUAUCCAUAACCACCUAUAUGGCUACUUUGAAAUUUUCUUACCAAAUGUUUACCUGCGUGCGAUCCAUGAAAUAA